GAAGGGAAGGGAAGGGGCGGAGCCGGCCCGCCGGGGCAGGCACAGCGCGGCGCGGGGGCGGCAGGUAGCGCUGCCUGCGGAGCGGCCCGGGGCGGCCGGACGGGACGGGACGGGACGGGACGGGACGGGAGGGCGCCAGGCGCAGCCAUGGGGAAGGUGCAGCUCUUCGAGAUCCGCCUGGGCGAGAGCCGGGUCAUCUACAGCCCCGGAGAGCCGCUGGCCGGCACCGUCACCGUGCGCCUCUCCGGCUCGCUGCAGUACCGAGCUAUCAAGGUGAGCUGCGUUGGAUCCUGUGGGGUGUCUAGCAAGGUCAAUGACACAGCGUGGACCGUGGAGGAGCAGUACUUUAACAGCACGCUCUCUCUGGCAGACAAAGGGGUCCUGACAGCUGGAGAGCACACCUUUCCCUUCCAGUUCCUGCUGCCAGCCUCUGCUCCUACGUCGUUUGAAGGCCCUUUUGGCAAGGUCCUCCAUCAGGUGAAAGCUGUGAUAGACACGCCUCGCUUCUCCAAGGACUACAAGUGCAGCAAGAUCUUCUAUGUCCUCUGCCCACUUAACUUGAAUGACAUCCCUGAUAUCGAGCAGCCCAACACUAUGUCAAUCACAAAGAAGUUCAACUACAAGCUUGUGAAAAGCGGCAACAUUAUCUUGACUGCCACCUCAGAUCUCAAAGGGUACAUCGUGGGGCAAGCAAUUCAGCUUCGCACGGACAUAGAGAACAAAUCUGGCCGCGACACUGGGGCUGUGGUGGCCAGUCUGCUCCAGAAAGUGGCUUAUAAAUCCAAGCGCUGGAUUUAUGACUUGAGGACCAUUGCAGAGGUGGAAGGCUCAGGAGUGAAAGCCUGGAAACAUGCAGAAUGGAGGGAGCAGAUUCUUGUUCCGGCAUUGCCCCAGUCCAUUCUGCAGGGCUGUAGUCUCAUCCAUAUUGACUACUACAUCCAAGUUUCUCUGAAGUCGCCAGAGGUUUCGGUUACUCUUCCCAUUUAUAUUGGUAACAUUGCUGUGAACAGGGUCCCUCUCAGCCCCUCCCGGUCAGCCCCGCACAUACCGUCUGCUGUGGUACCCAGUGCCCCCCCGGAGGAGGAGGAGGCUGCCGGUGGUUAUCACCCGAUGGACAACGUUUCAAUCCCCACCAAAAGCCAUUCCCAGCAGCAGCCGUUUAGCUAUGCCCCAGGACUGAGCUUCCAGGAAAUAAGGCUGGACUCGGAGCAGACAGGCUCCCCAAACCAUCCCACGCUCUGCCUGUCAACGGGAGCCACUGUCCCUUAUUAUGCUGAGGGGAACGUGGUGCCUGUUCCCACAGCCAGCUCUCUCAUUUUGCCUCCGGAGUACAGCACGUGGGGCUACCCAUACGAGGCACCUCCAUCCUAUGAACAGAGCUGCAGCAGUGCCAACUCCAGCAUCAGCAAUGGCAACUAGCCUCCCUGCUUCGAGUCCCGUUGGUGCUGCCCGCCCCCAGGCACCACGGGUCACCUGCCGACUGCGAAGUCUGGUACAGCACAAGGCGUCUUUUUAUCUCUGUGGCUGCUUGGCAGGGUAAACGGUGCAUCCCAACUUGGGCUUUUUUAGUCUCUUUCUUGGGAGGGAACAAAAAAAAAAAAAAAAAAACAACCAACCAAAAAGGGCAGCCAGAGCAGCCUGUGUGUGCGUAGGAGAGGUCUGGGAAACGGAGCCGCCUCCUUCUGCUGCACAGAGUGCUGCAGAACUGGUUUUGCCCCAGGGAUGGCCUGUGCAGCAGCCUGCGUUUAAAAUACUGUAGUCAACACUAACUGCUUUACUAUCAAAGCACCUGCGAUGCCUUAUUUGAAACGCUCCUGACUUGGCAUGUCUCCACUGUAGGCGAAGGCUGGGCUGCGUGGACUUUCUCUUCUCUUUUGUGGGCCACAUACUCUCCAGAAAUGUUUUUGACGGCCUCCCCCCUUGUCCUUAUAGGUCUUAAGGGUAGCUGAAACGGGAGGUUUCUUGGAGUAAGCAGGUUCAGAAGGUGAGGGACUUUUAACAAGCCGAAAGCACAAGCCCUUGUUGAUAUACCUGUGUUGUGGGGUGAGCAACUGGCAGCCUUCAGCCCUCUCGCAGCGGGCUGGACCGCUGCCUGCAUGUGCAGAGUGGAGAACAGGCUCUGGUGGCAGGGAGCUCACUGUGGUACUUCUAGCAACCCGAGAGGCCCUGAUGUGCUGUGGAAGGAGAGCCCCAUGUUGUUAGCGUGGGUGUCCAUCAACCUGCUUCUGGCCGCCUUCGGCAAGAGCAGCUUCCCAGAAGCCCUGUGGCCUGCUGGUCUCCAUCCUUGCUGCUAGACCUGCAGCACGCAGGAUAAACAGCGCGACUCGUUCUGCCGGGGUGGGGGGGCAGAUCCCCGAUGUCCCAUGUCCCACACCUGCGGGGUGCCCUCUCCCUCCCCGCUGCCGCUGCCUUAGGCAGGCCAGAACUAUGUGACAAUCAAGCUACAAAAGUCGGUCUGAUGCUACCUCUGAGUCUGCCCAAGGACCCUGUCCGUGGAAGCCCUUUCCUCUGAGGUGACCCUCCUUCACGGCUCAGCCUGGCGUCCCUCGCAGGAGCGGUCCGCAGUGCCGAGCGAGUGCCCAAGGGCACUUGGCCUGGGGACCGUUCUCUCUGCGAGCUGGCACUGGUUUACUGCUUGUGUCCUGAGCCGCUUCUUGAGCCACAGCAGGAUGUGAAAACGAGUGAGAGGGAACACAAACUGCUAUGCCUCAUUUGCAACCUCUGCUGGACCUGGCAGGUCAGGGGAAGAAGCUGGUGUAUUUAAAACAACAUUUUUCUUUUACGCUUUUUCUCUUGUUGUUUAGCUUUUUAGUAUUGACUGCCCAACCUGAGGAAACCACAAAUCAGAUACUCAAAACUACAGUCAUUCAGCCAAGGCUGAAAUUGUGGACUGCAGAGCUUUGGCACCUCUGAGAAUUGGUCUCCACGCUGCCUCACGCUGGGCAGGCAAUAGCUAGCAAACCUGUCAUGAGCGCUACAGCCUCUGCCUCCUUGUUCUAGCCUGCCUCUGCACACCCCCGGCAGGCAACUGGGGACAGCCCUGCUUUGCACUCUUUCUUUGCAAAUGCUUUCUUUUUUUAAAGUGUUGAACUGCUUUAAGGAUAGUGUAGAGGAGGUGCCGUUCCGAGCAGCGCUAGCACAACAUGCACCAAUGUUGAUAGAAUGAUUGUCAUUGUCCAUUAAUAUAUAUAUAUGAGAUGAAGUUUUGUUUUUAAUGAUUGAAUUCCGAAAUAGAAAUUUUAAUGCUGUAUUUAAUAAAUUAUUCUAAGAGAAAUGUUGUGCUCUUUCAUCCAUUUCUGAUACUUACCCAUGUGCCUGUUCAUGCCAAAUCCAGGAAUGCACCUUGCUGAUUUCUUACAAAAUUAGGGAAGGUUUUUGCUCUCAUGGGAAAGAUGGUGACUUCUGCCAAGACAGCUCUGGGAAACAAGUAUCGUAUGGCCUGACUGACUGCAGUGCUGUGCCCUUAGUUCCAGGUGACUGGAGGGAGUUUGGGCUCAGCUCUGGAGAGCGUACCCGCCGACUGCAGCGUGCUGCUUCCCCGGCCCUGCAUUGAGAAGCCGUAGCUUGUCCAAGUGGCCUCUCUGCAGUCUUACUUCAAGCCAGAAAGGAAAAGGUGGACUGGUGGGGAGGAAGGAAGGGGAGAGUAGAUUCUCCCUCCAGGAGGAUGGAGAUGGGAUAGCCAAGGUCUGGCUGGAAAGGCUGGAGCCCCUCACCCCAUGGCUCUCUCCUAGGAGCUGUGCUCCUAAAGAACCGUUUGGAAGAGACAUACUAAAAAUGAAUGAGGGCUCCGCCCAAAAUGCACAGGCUUCAGUUUUACCAUGUCUGAAGUGUGUAGGUGUGCAAGGGUGUGCUCUAGAUGCUGCCACUGCAAGUAGCCUGAGGCUUGAUCUCUAUCUCGGACACAAGGGCCCUUCUUCACCCUCUGCUUGACUCUUGCUUCUUCCCAGCAUUGAUUAUUCAGGACUGACCCCUUUGCCUGGUGGUUUGUGCCUGCCAUGAAAAACAGUCUUGAUAUGCAGGGGGUCAAAGGCAGGUGCCUGUUCUUUCUUAAAGGUACAUCCCUUUGCUUGUGCUCUUCCUCUUCCUCCCAGUUAGUUGAACCUGUUUUGCCUGGCUCAGCACGUAGGUCCUGUGCCCUUCCUUGUUCUCUACAGUUAGUCUGUAGUUGUGCUGGUUCUUCUGUUAAACCAACAGGACAGACCCCUUUUUCUCAGUCAGUGUUACCUGUGCUUCUUUCCCCUUUCAGGACAUGCUUUUGUCUGCAGCCUGUAUUCUUCCUUUCAGGCCCGAACCCAAAUCCCUUUCCCGCCUCUGGAAAAGUUCCUAUGAGCUCUUCAACGAUCCUGGAUAUGGCAGGUUUGGGCUACAGCCUCCUGAGCCAGCUGAGGGGUGAGGAGAGCAGCCUGUGCUGGGGCUGUGGGUUCCCAGUUCCUCGUGCUGCGGUGUUGAAGCUGUGCUGCUUGUGGCGUGUUCAGCCUAUGCGCCUGUGGUCCUGGGCUGGAAAACUUGAAUGUUUCUUGGCUACUGUGGCUCAAGGCAGCGGGAUGCCCUUCUAGUUCCCCAGCCAGUGUUUGUCCUCCUAGUUUAAUCUUUGCAGCUGGGAACGCACAUCUAUGUUGCAGUCUCCGGAGAGGAGAGACCUGCUGUAUCCUACACAGCCCGUUGUGUUGUGCCCUGUGUUUCUACAAUGCUCCAGUACAUUUGAGCUUGCUCACCCAAAUUAUUUUUGCUGGACAACUGGCACUUCAGCACCUUUUGCUUUACGUGGUGUCCCCCCUGUGAAGCAAGGAGCAAAUGAUCAUGCUGCUCCUCGCAAGUAUCCAUCUCCGCAAGCAGCUUUGGAGGGAGCAGGAAGGAGCGGAGGGGUCCGAGAGCCUCUGCUGCAGAGGUGGGGGCACCUGUCACGCUUGUCACAAGCACCCGUUGCUACUCCAGUCAAGUCAUCUUGUCUGUUUGCCUGGAGAGAAGUGGUAAAACCGGAACUUACUGUCUGCUGCUGGGUGACCUGCCAUCAGGGCCCUCUGACACAGCAGCUAGGUGCUGUCUUAGGAACCGCAGAGUCAGAGCUAGACCUAGUAGUAAUCCUAGUUCUCCUUCCGGAUGCUCGGGCUGGGUGUGCAAAGGUCCUGCAGGGGAGAGGCCUCUCUCAGUCCUGCUGGCUGGCUCUGGCCAGGAUGCAGUUGGGGAUCAUCCUGUCUAAAUUGGUCUCUAAACAAUCUCACUAUUGUGCAAGAUGAUAGAAAUAUUUGCAAAGUCCUGUCGUUCUCAGUGGUCCUGUCCUGGUCUUGCUCCCUGUGCCUGUUCCCUAGUGCUGAUAGUGAACUGGGGCGCAAGAGCCUUCCUGAUGUUUCAUGGACCCUGUAGAAGAGGUCCAAGACUGCAGGAUGAAAGACACCCAUCUAGAUAGUCCACCUCUUCCUAAAUCUUCUCAAAGCUGUGACCCCAGGAUGCUAUGGUAGUGAGCUCUGCUGGGUAGAUGAGUACUUGAGGGAGUGUGAUGGGGCAGGAAAAAAACAUCCUGGGAUUUGAGUAUGUUCCCUUUUGGAAGUGGUGAGGGGACAGUCCCUCCCGCUCUCUGCCUUGCUGCUGUCUCUCUUCUUUGCAGCCUCUCUGAUUUCAAUCUCUUUAAGUUAUGGGAGCUCUUUUAGGCCCCUUGUCAUUCUUAUCUCCUCUUUCUGAAGUCUGUAAUAAGGAGGAAGACAGACUGUUCUCUGAACCCGGCUCUGGGUAGGAAACUUUAGUGCACAGGAAUUCAUUUAAAUUCUUGGCUCAAAUUUUCAAGCAAUUGUUUUGGGGGUUUUGUCUGAAAUGGGGAGGGGAAGUGGCGGGGCGUGAGUGAAGCUUGUGAGAUAAUUGUUUCCAAACUCAGCAUUCAAUGGAAAAUACCAAAAAUAUCUUCUGUCCUUUUUUUUUCUGCUGCUGCUUUUUUGUCUUUGGUGUUUUUGUUCUCGUCCCGCUCGCCACACGUGCAGCCUCCAUAUUUCCGUGUUAUUUGUGUCCCGCUAAAUGCUGCUUCGGCACCUGUCGUUUCGCCGUGUGCAUGAGCUGGGGAAAGGGCGGGAGGCGAGGGAUGAGGUGGCUUCUCGGUCCCCGAGCUGCCGUCAUCCCUCCUGAUGGAGUGAGUUGUUUGCUUGCUUCCCCCCUGCGUCUCGGCGCUGCCCUGCUUCUUCCCAUUGUCUGUUCACGCUGCAGCCUCUCUUGGGACAGUUUGUUCCCCCGCUGAGGUUUUGAUUUCAUCAGAAACCAUUAGGACGACAGGGUACGCGCCGAUAAUCUAAGCGCAAGCGGAGGGAGAGCGGGGAGGAGGGCUUUUGCUCCUCCAUUUCUCCAGCUCUUCUUUUUGGUGGACGUCGUGGUCUUUUUAGCUUUCUACUGAGCUUGCAGUAGUUUCGUAAAAGUAGAUAUUUUCUGCUAGUGACCGGAGAAGGAAGUUUUCCUAUUGAGUCAGCACAAAGUAGAAGAUAAAGGGUGGUCUGGGGUCUGUUUGUUUUUUAUUCUGUAUUUUAAGAUAUUUCCAAACAUCUGCAAUGGGAACAUCUGUCCUAUUCAUCCUCCCCAAGAAAGACUGGUGGGGAAAACCCCUCAAAACCCGUGCCCUUUCUUGUACCAAUACUCGUGUUGUAAUUCUUUACUCUUGUGGUUCUCUUUGCAGAUUCUGGGGUUUUAUACAACAGUAUUUCUGAUGGCUCUGUACAACCUAAUAUUUCUGCGCGUUUUAUUACAUGGUUUUAAAAUGUAAACUAAGUUUUACAUGUUUACCACAGCUUCUGGGGAGUUUUUUUUUGUCCUGGGUUUUAAACUACCAAAUGUAAAGAGCUGAAAAUGUAAAUAAAGAGCUCCUUUUGUAA
Messenger RNA from Dromaius novaehollandiae (emu), 6848 nucleotides. It is a transcript of the gene ARRDC1, whose product is annotated as arrestin domain containing 1. Gene Ontology annotation, biological process: protein transport. Bases 148 to 1419 code for a protein of 423 amino acids. Gene Ontology annotation, molecular function: ubiquitin protein ligase binding; ubiquitin-like ligase-substrate adaptor activity. NCBI's taxonomy places the organism in Eukaryota, Metazoa, Chordata, Aves, Casuariiformes, Dromaiidae. Gene Ontology annotation, cellular component: cytoplasm. The record is from RefSeq and is a predicted model, not a curated record. The transcript is spliced from 8 exons.